Messenger RNA from Liolophura sinensis, 1988 nucleotides. RefSeq lists its product as uncharacterized. The transcript is spliced from 11 exons. NCBI's taxonomy places the organism in Eukaryota, Metazoa, Mollusca, Polyplacophora, Chitonida, Chitonidae. The record is from RefSeq and is a predicted model, not a curated record. The coding region runs from base 1 to 1887 and encodes 628 amino acids.
AUGUAUUACAUGAAUCUGUUUGACAGUGAUGAAACAGGUGAGGAGCCUCACCCCAGAUUUGACAAAUUCCUGAGUCUGAAGAAGAGGCUGGAGUUUCCAGUGAGAGAUUCUCAUGACAUCUCCUUAAACAAGUCUGCAGAAUACCCUGCUAAAGAGGAUCACACAGGAGAGUCUGUGCUGGCCAGGUAUGUGGAGAGGUUCAGAACAGGUGCUCCGAUGAGUCGCCAGGAGAGGCUGAAGCAGGCAGGUAGUCGGGGGAGAGACUUUUGGUGGUUAUCAGGCAGACACUCUGUCGGUCCCUACAAAAUCUCAUCAAAAACCAGAACGACUGACAGCAUCUUCAAGGUUAGGAACAUAAUAGAGAAGAUCCUUCUGAUGUCCCCACAUAUCAGGGGUAGGAAGUUGGCAACACACCUAUCAUCUCGCCUUCCUGGUGAUGAGGAAACAAGGCGGUUACAAGAGAGAGCUGAUCGGCUGCUGGAACAAAGUUACGAAAGCUCGGAGGUGUCCACUGACCCAGUGGUGAGUACAGAGGGUUUGGGCAGCUCCCCAAGUGCCAUGAGCGUGGCUACAGACAGGAGUCAGGGGAGUGAGGAGAGGGUGUACCGACCCAGCUUCACUAGAAUGGCCAGAGAGAGCACCAGAGCUACUCUGCCACCAGCCCUGCUUGGUAACCCACAAAGGCCUGAAGAUGAUAUUCUGUAUCAGUGGAGGUUGAAGAGGAAGAUGGAGUUAGCUAAGGUUUCGGCUUACAUGGCACCCUCUCCCAAACCAGCCUCCAAGCUGUUGGAUAUAGAUUCCAAAUUGUCCGAGUUUCGACAGAUGUUGUCAGAAUAUCCUCAGCCUUCAGUAUCGUCUGUCACGCGGACCCCUGGACCCUCAGCGGUUCACUUCACUCCUGCUCCAGGCCCUCCCAGGUGCUCCAGCCCUGAAGCACAUAGUACAGGCGUACUGCAUCACCUUGAAUCAGCGGUAAGUCUAAGUGAAACAAGGGAGGUGACUGAACCUGCCCGUGAGCCUAUAAUAGCCAGUCCUACUCUGCACAGAAAAGGGAAAGUGAAAGUAAAGCCAGGAGCUCCAGAGCCUCACCUGCACCUGAUGUGUGACCUGUUACCAUGUCCACACCAGGAGUUGACAGUGCAGCUCGGGGAGGGCCCAGACAUCAUGUACACCCAGUACCUACAGGCUGAGAGGCCUGACAGUGAUCAGAAGAAGAUCAGUGAUAGGUUCCGAUCACAGGGGGAUGAACAGUCUCAGGGGACAAAACAAUUACACUCAUAUGAUGACAAGCGUAUGUACCGAACUCAAAAACAGUGUGAUAGACAGUCUGUGGAGAGUGAACACUCGGGUGGGGACAAGAAAAGCAAACAGGCUUCUGGUCCAGAUAGAUUAAGUGAUGAAAGGACAUUGGAGUGUGAUGUAAACGAUGACAGAGACGGAAGUGCCAGGAAUAAACUGUCACACUGUAAUAAAACAGCUAGGAAACAAAUGACAUGUAAUGAUGAGAAAAGUGAUUCAAAGGAUGUAAGAAGGGAGGCAACUCCACCACAGCAAAGACAUGCAGGAAGCGCCUGUGUUUCUUCACAGCAUCCUGUGGAUUCUGCCAUAGGACAGGUUGUGUCAGGUUAUCUGUUUGACCCCUGUCAGAGUGGUGUGGGGUCCAGUGUGGAAAGUCUGUCAGAGUUAACAGGAGUGAAGGGGACAGCAGAAAAGACUUCAAUAAAACAAAUGGAUGACUCUGUGGGUAGUUCGUCUGAUGGAGAAGACUUCCCUGAAGAUGCCAUUUUACAACAGUUGAGACAACAACGAUCUCUGUAUGAAAAACAGCUCAGAGAGAUUGAUGAGCUGCUGUCAGAGGUUGACAUGACAUCACAAGAGUUUGGCUGAACAUGGAGGUUUUUUCUCAAGAUUUUGUAAAAGUAGUUGCAUAUAAUUUAUCCAUUAUAGUCAUUGUGUUGUAUCACAGAGCAAAAUAAACUACUGUUCAC